AUGCGUACCGCUGCAUUCAUUGCUCUUCUGGCCUCCGUGGUCUCUGCCUCUCCCUUCGGCCAACGCUCUCAGGUUCUCGCCAGAGCAAGCGAGACUUGCCCCGUCGUCUUCGACGGCCGAGUCCCUGCCAAUGCCUCUCUGACCGACUUCGACACGGCGAAUGGCGGCGGCUGGAACCCCUACAACCCCGGCUUCGUCAAGGGAAACAACAUCUCCUGGUCCGAGAUUCUUCAGCUUCCCAAGACCAAGACCAAGUCGCGCUUCGAUACCGAGGCUGGUACCAUCCCACUUGAGGUCACCAUCAGCGACAAGAGUAUCUUCAUGAAGCAGCUUGGCUUCAGACGUGCUGGUCUGCAGUUCAACAAGGAUAGCAAUGAGGGCAGCCCUGGAUCCAAGGGUGUAAAGACUCUGCACUUUAGCAUCAUGCAGGAUGACAAGCGUCCUCUCAACCUUAGCCAUGAGUACCUGAAUGUCUGGCACGAGAAGGCCGAUUUCUCCGGCAACCAGUUCCAGUUCCAAGCUGGUCAACUCAUCGGACAGAACGGCACGGCUGCUACCUGGAAGCUUCUCGACCAGGACUUCAAGCUUCUCUGGGAGACUCCUAUGCUCAAGAAGGUGUGGCAGAACUUUGCCAUCACUCUCAACUACGAGAAGAACACCAUCCAAGCCUACUACUCCAAGGGUUGCAAGCCUCUCAAGGUCGCUACUCAGCCCAUCGCCCGCAACUUGACCGGCCAGGGACAGUUCCAGAUUGGUAUCCUCAAGAAGCCUACUGGUACCGAUGAUGUUGCCAACUCUGGAUUCCAGGAGGCCAACUUGAACGAGGGACUUAUUUACGGCGGUAUCUUCCUUGAGGACAGCGCGGAUGGAUGUGUCUCUCUCUAA
Molecule: messenger RNA, 885 nt
Organism: Fusarium mangiferae
Lineage: Eukaryota; Fungi; Ascomycota; Sordariomycetes; Hypocreales; Nectriaceae
Exons: 3
Coding region: 1-885 (294 amino acids)
Source: RefSeq, a predicted model, not a curated record